AUGCAGAGAGGACAUGCCGGGGUUCCAUCUCUUCAUUCACAACCUGCCUCAAGUGGUCAGGACGUCGACACGAAACCGCUCUCAACGGAAGGGGCCAGGAUAUUUCGCGCCGAUGCGAACCGGACCUUUCGAAGCGAGUCUAAUCGACUUAUAUGUAUCAAGCUGCUGUCCUUCUCUCAGCAGAAGUUCGGAGACUACCAGCAGUCCCUGGGGUACGUUGCAGGUUUGCUGCUCCUGUUUUUCGAUCCGGCCACCUGCUUCAAGGUCCUUACGGUGCUGAACGAUAGCCCGAAGUAUCUGCCUGGAUACUGGCGCGGGGAGGCUACAGCCUGCGCGGUGGACGGCUAUGUGUGCACGAACUUGUUGAAGCCUCACCUCAAGCAGCGUCUUCAGGAGCUUGGGUUGCUUCCGGAGACCUUUGUCCAAAAAUGGUUUGCUGGGCUUUGUAUCCAUCACCUUCCUUAUGGCACUCUGUUUGACUUCUUGGACAAUUUCUUCCGAGUGGGCAAUGCCUAUUUGUUUCAGUUCUUUUUGGCCUUCUUCGACGAGUUCGAGGCUGAUAUCAUGAAUGCGGCCAACAACCCGGAGGCCAAUAUGCUGAUACGUUUCGAAUCCGCUCCGCAAGAGCGCCUGGCAAAAACCGUGAAGGCUGCGACAGAAGCAAGAUAUGACGCGCAGGUGAAGUCGAUUGAUGUUCACCGAUGCCGCAUCACAGCCUUUCAGGAGGCGCUGUCGAAACGGCUUCAAAGCGCCAACGAGGGCAUGUGGCAGAAAAUGGAUGAUGGCAUCAUGUUUUCUGAUGAGGAGGAUGGAUGA
Molecule: messenger RNA, 816 nt
Organism: Symbiodinium pilosum
Lineage: Eukaryota; Dinophyceae; Suessiales; Symbiodiniaceae
Source: the annotation of a GenBank genome assembly